This is a messenger RNA of Owenia fusiformis, 474 nucleotides long. The record is from the annotation of a GenBank genome assembly. Lineage: Eukaryota; Metazoa; Annelida; Polychaeta; Sabellida; Oweniidae.
GAAAGAAACAUAGAAACAUGGACCAAACAUUAAGACUUAUCUGCGUAUGUGCUUGCAUAGUGAUAAUUCUAGGGUGUUAUAUUGUGCAUGAAACACAAAGAAGCCUUACUACAAUCUCACUGGAUUCAUUCAAAGACCCCAUGCCGCUCCCUCAUGUAAAAAUGCCAGAGUCUCAAUUCCGUAGCAGGAAGAAAGAACUUAACUGGGGUCACAGAUUAUUUCUGAAUGCAACAAUCCACAUGAUGCUGAAGAAGAAAAAUAGUGAUGUAAAGGAAUUUGACAUCAAAUAUCCACAUUCUUGUAAAAUAUGGAGACAUUAUGAACAAAGUAAAAUAGAUCAAUCAAUCUUAAUUUAUAGCAAGUAUCCAAAGUCUGGAAGUUCAACCUUAACACAUCUGCUGUAUAAUGCAACUCUAUUGAAUGGAGCUAAUCUCAGAUAUACAUUGAGCCGUGGUGCAAUGGGACUAACGGGGA